UCGAUUGCUCGACUUACUUUUCAUAACAGCAUUUUUCACUCGCUUGACUUGAUUUGGAAAGAGUAUAUCAAUGCCAUAUUUGAAAUCAAAUGAGUACACUGCAGCUAAACAUUGAUUUCAAAACUAACUAUGAAUCUCACUGUUUGUAUGAAGUGAGUAAACUCAUGCUGUUGUCUGCCUCGGUGACGUGUUGAACAUUGUUUCAUCACCUGCUGGCGAGGUAGCAACGCCACCGUUGAUUGUGUCGGUUAGUCACAGCAAAGGUGAGAAAUUCAUCAGCACACCGACAUUAUCCCCACUCUAAGGAUCGGGCCUGAAAAUGUCAACCGGAAUUAAAAUCCGUGGCAAUGCUUGUUGGUUCUUGGGAUUUCAAACAGAUGCGUAUUUCCGUAUCACAAUUGGAGUUGUUGUCUGAGCAAAUUCAGUUGAAAGCUCCAUCAUUUGUGGUCACUACCAUCAAUCAAAACAAACACAUCCACGCGCAUUUAUAUCCAAUGGUGUUUAUUUACACCUUAGAAAUAUUUUCGAAUGUUCAUAAAACUUUGAUACUUCGUACAUACCCAGCCAGCAAGAAAACAUACAUUUUACGAACUUUUUAUCCACGACUUUUCAUCCAGUUUCUCUUCAAGAAAAUAUCCAGUUACGAGCUCGUUUACGAUGAUUUUGUUGGGUGGGUCUACAAAACGUCUAACAGCUAUGAUUGUGUCGCCCUUGCUUCUUUAUCGACUGCGCUAUUAAUAUUGUGGACUUUAUUGAAACUCUUUUUAGGUAUGUGCAUAUUUAACUAAAUUGUCCCUGUCAUGUGGGCAAGUGAUUUAAAUUAUGCACGCUUAAAAUAAAUACAUAUAUAAGCACGAGUG
Messenger RNA from Rhagoletis pomonella (apple maggot), 860 nucleotides. RefSeq lists its product as uncharacterized. The record is from RefSeq and is a predicted model, not a curated record. The transcript is spliced from 3 exons. NCBI's taxonomy places the organism in Eukaryota, Metazoa, Arthropoda, Insecta, Diptera, Tephritidae. Bases 348 to 788 code for a protein of 146 amino acids.